AUGACCAACCAAAUGCUUUCCUUUAUUAACAUUUUGAGUUUCGUAGGACUUGUUACACUUCUCACUUGUGCGUAUAGAACUUUCAAUUGGGUUCUUUUAUACACGCGACCAUCACGUUUGCGACGCUUCGCGCACCCAUCUCCCAAUGGGGAGGAAUGUUGGGCCCUGGUUACCGGUGCCUCUGAUGGGAUCGGCAAAGCUUUCGCACAUGAGCUUGCCGCGAAUGGCUUCAAUGUCGUACUCCAUGGUCGAAACGACGCCAAACUUCACCGCGUAGUUUCUGAGCUCCAAGCGACAUUCCCACGGCGUUCAUUUAGGGUGCUUGUCGCUGACGCUAGCAACGUCGCGGAUACCGUUCAUCUCGCUACCGGUUCUGGAUCGGCCAAAUUUGAAUUUUUGGAACACUUAUACGUCACGGCAUUAAUCAACAACGUUGGUGGCAGUGUCUUGAGCCCUGAUUACCCCCCAUUGAGUGCAACACCAGAGUCCAGCAUCGCAAGCAACGUGAGCCUCAAUGCUCUCUUCCCACUGCAUCUGACGCGUGUUCUGCUGCCAAGACUCGCCCAGAACCAACCGUCGCUCGUCCUGAACAUGAGUACACAGGCAAGCACCGGGCAGCCUUUAAACUGUUGUUACGCUGCUAGUAAAGCGUUUCUCAUUUCACUUACGCGAGGCCUGCGACUAGAGAUGUUCAUGGAGGGUGUCGAUGUGGAAAUACUAGGCAUACAGUGUGGGAGAGUCACAGGAGCUGCGGGCUUCACUGAUGCUCCCUCAUUAUUUGUACCCAGUGCUAUUAGGAUGGCUCGGGCAGCUUUGGCGAGAACUGGUUACAACGCUGGGGUGGUCACAGGUUAUAUCGGGCACUCACUACAGCUCAUGCCGUUGACUAUAUUACCUGCGUGGGUAGUAGACCAGCUGUUUAUGAAUAUCAUGCGUCGCGUCAGCGAAGGGAGAUUUGGAGGAGGACAAUCGCGGAAGUCACGGUAA
Molecule: messenger RNA, 987 nt
Organism: Pestalotiopsis fici W106-1
Lineage: Eukaryota; Fungi; Ascomycota; Sordariomycetes; Amphisphaeriales; Sporocadaceae
Exons: 1
Coding region: 1-987 (328 amino acids)
Cellular component (GO): endoplasmic reticulum
Molecular function (GO): oxidoreductase activity
Source: RefSeq, a predicted model, not a curated record